AUGAACGAUCCACCGCUUCUGAUCGAUUCCCUGUGUGUCCAGGGAGUGAACUCGCCCAGCAAGACGAUGGCCGUCGGCAGCAGUGGUCAACUCAUUUUCAAGUACAUUUUUCUUCCAAAAAACAUUGGCAAUCUGCUUUUUGAAGAGUUUUUUUGACUUGAAGAGUUCUAUUAUCGGGAUAAAAGAAGUUUGAAGACUCUAGAAGUGUUUGAAAGUUCUAUCAAGUAUUUGGAUCAAUCUGAUCGUUCUGAAGUUUCUCACAGCUUCUCGAGAAGGACAGACUAGUGGAAAGCUCACAGGUAGAAAGGGACACAUUUCUCCUUGACUUCAAGAAUCUUUUCUUGCUUCCUGAAGAUCUACGAAUAAAGAUCUUUGAAAUAUCUCCAUUCUACCUUCCAAGUGGUCUUCAUUUUCUCUUUCGUCUGAGAUUUAAUCCGACGUUCAUCAGUCCUGGAGAAGCUGAGCGCGUACAGAAAGAAGCAGGGAUCGUCGGAAUUCUCAAAUUAUUACGAUACCAUCCGGAGAAGGAAAACAUGACCUAUGAGCCAUUUUUGGUAAAAUCGAUUCCGCAAACAGACAGAGAGCCUGAAGACUGAAUAAACUUGUGAACUUUGUAACUUGGACUUCUACCGUGUUUGAGAUAACUAGUUGUAAUCAACUUUGUUACAGAAAGUCCGGAACCGAACUGCUCUACUACGACACCCAGGAGCACUCGAUCACGACGAUGAAACUCUCCCGUUUGGAUCCAUUAUACGACGACUGUCAAGUGAUUCACUUUCAGAAAUUCCUUAAUUUUCUCCUUUUUCUUUCCAGAUAUUCGACUUGGCGUUCUGUCGAAACGGGCAACUGAUCGUGUGUCUUCAGCGUCCAACAACUGGAGAAUUCUUCGUCUGCGAGGGACACAUCGACACUCAGGUUAAUCCAAUAUUUCACCCAAGUUUCAACUAGAAGUAUCCAGGAGAACGUGGUGGACAUCAGUGGCAAAGUGCACAGAACAGAUAUUUUCGCCUCGUGAGUUUCAGAAGCUAUAAGCAAGUUCAAAUGAGUCCCAGGAAGGGGAAAAACGUGAUCCUGUUGGAAGACGAAGCAGGAGCCGUGCUGGCCUCGAUGCCCAUCAGAUUCCACCUUAACAGCCGCUCCUGCAUCGAGCUGUUCCACGUGUCGACGUUCCUGACGUCGGGAACUGGAGCCAAGUACAUAAUGAACCUCCAGAACGUCGACAACUUCACUGGUAUGACUUUCUGGCUUCAAAAAGUCAGCUCCUUCUCUCAGACUCUCUGAGCUGUCCGUUCAUCUCUCGGAACCACCUUUAUCUCUUUCCAGUGGCUGAUUACAGCCGUUUUUUACUGAUUCCACUCUCAGGUGAGGUGAUAACUCAAAUGAGCAAAUAUCUUUGAUUUAAUCAGGUACAUCCUGUGGAAAGGCCCAAAUCAGAAGUACCAGUGGCGAAAUACCGUCAAGAGAGUUUUUGAACAAAACUGUUCAGGUUCGUUUUUUUUUUUCAUGCAUCUGAAAAGUUUUUUUUUUAGGUAUAUGAAGACUAUGCUCUGCUCUACGUGAAUCAAAGUCAAUUUGCAAAAGUUGACCCGUGUUUCUACGUUCUCAAUUUGACGUAAGUUCGAAGCGAAUUCCGGGUUUGAAAAUUGAAAAUAAAAUUGAGAAAUUUGAUUUUAGGGAAUGUGUAUCUACAGCGUAGUUCAAAGGCAAAAAGAUGGAAAAGCCUAAAAAAAUAGCGCUUCACAAAAAAACAAAACAGCUUUGUAAUUUUUUGUGUAAAUUUUUGAACUUUCCUUCAUUAAUUUUUGUUUAGCUCCUUUCAAGUUUUCCGCGAGGAUGGCUAUUUGUUUUUCUAACUAUAUUAAAGAUCUGAUAUUUCGAGAAUUGCUCAAAAACUACUGAAUUAUCUGUACUUGAUCCAUUUUUUGAGGAAUCUAACUUUUUCGUAGUUCCUCAGUAAUUCGAUCCGAGAAAAAAAUAAGUGAAAUCCCAGAAACUUGCGCUGGAGCCGAACCCACCUCUCACUGUCCUCCCACUACCCAAACGGCAAGAUUUCGCUGCAAAAAGCCUCGGAAAACUCGGUAUUCCUGCACGGAGACUGCAACUUGGCCUCGUGCUCCUUGAGGACCCACCUCUACCUGGUCAACGUCGAGACAGUCAGCCAGGUUCGUCCGAGGAGCACGUCUGCUUAUCUCGCGAAACUUCAGAUGCUCUCAGAGAAACGCUACCGAUCGCCGUCGGUCUCUUCCAUGUACUGCACUAUGAGGCCUUCUACUUCGGAAUCUCAGAAACAGUCGACCAAAGACGCCGGAAAUUCGGUAUUUAUUUUCAGCAAAUUUUGAACACCGUUUCAUGGUCAAACUUUUUAAGUUUCGAUAUUGCACAAUGAAAAAUCAAAAACCACAUUUUAUGAAUUUAAUUGCCGGAAAAUCCUCAAGUUAUCGCUUUACAAUUAAAAAAAAAAAAAUAUAUAUCAGUUCGCUUAGCUCCAAAAUGUUAUUGUUUCUCUGAAAAACCUUUUUGAUAAGGUGGACGAAACGGCUCUGAGCGAUUUCGCGACGUCGCAAAACGCCCGAAGUCGCCUCGUCGCGCAACGAUAUCGCAAAAAACAACUCGACAACGACCAUCAGGUUCUUAUUUCUUCGGAAAAAUCGGAAACUUUGAUCAAUAAAAUCGAAGUUCUAUAGCUUUUCGACCAUUCUAGAAGGUAUAAAGAUCUCCAACUUCUUUUGGAGACUUUUCUACAAACUUGAUAUUUUGGAUUUCAAAAAAAAAUCUUUGUUGUACUAUUCUUUUUUUUUGAUAUAUUUCGCAUUGUCAAAACGAGGAAAAAAAGUUGAAAGGGAUGCUUAUAUCGUACGGGGACGUCUAUUUGUUUGAUUUCCGUCUUUGGCAUACCUCCAGUCGUGUUCUGCGUGAAACUCCAAGUCGAAUCUUCUUUUCCAGUUGAAAAAACGAUACAGCGCCAGCAAAAAUUCGGUUUCUUCGAGCACCUCGAACAGCUGGGAGAGCGACGUCGGCGGCAACCUGAAAAGAUGUAAUUUUUUUGUUGAUAUUUUUUUCGCAAAAAAAAAUUAUUUGCGCGGUUCCAAAAAAACCAAAUACUGGAAAUUCGAAAUCGGAAAAAAAAAAAAUUUGUUUGAAUUUACGCUUUCAUGGUAAAUUAUCAUGAUGACUUAAUUUUGACAUGCUUUCUCUCCUUUUUCUUUCUUGACAUGUUUUACAGUUAUGACUUUUCUCUGUGGGAUGAGUAACUUCCAAAUGUUAAAAAAUUGCUAUAUGAAUUGAGUUUAUUGAGAAGCAUACUCUUUGAAACGUUUCUAACUGUUUGCGUGUAGUUUAUCUUAUAUUUCAAGUUUGGUUUACCAUCAAUUUUCUGUAUAAAGCUUCCUUUUCUCGACUCUAAAAUCAAUGGUCGCACUGUGGAAUGCUUCGACGCGUAGCGGCUGCAAAGCGGGCUUCGAGCCAUUCCACUAAUAUUUUGAUGAAAGAUUUUUUUCUGCUUGCUCGAAAAACCUCGACAAGCUGUUGCCGAAUGAACUGUACAGAAGUGGAGAGAAAGUUGGCUUUUUGAUGGUUUUAACUGGCCGCACCAGGCGUAUAAUCCGAUUCGAAACCAAGCGGCUUUGGUGAAUAAAUUUUUGCUUCCGCUCUCGUUCCGCUUCGAUCGCGUUCCAUUCUUUUUUCUGUAUUUUUCAGCAAAACUCAUUCAAAAUUAACCUUGAAAAAAAGAAUAAUUUAGCCCCCUCGGUUGGCUCCGUCAAUUGGAGCGCCGACAUGGUCGACCAAUGUGCCGGUUCUUCUUUGGAUGUAAAAAAAGCUCUUUUUUUCUAUCUCUGAUGAAUGAAAGAUACAGGAACAACUGAGGAUGGCGAUCGAUUGGGGCUUCAAUCAGAGUGAGAUCCUGGCCGCUCUCAAGGCGAAUAACAAGGAAAAUCGAGAGGUUUGUUUAUCGAAUUUUGCGAUUCUGAUGGCCAUAUACGGACUCUCGUGUUUGAACGACCUUUUCGUUUGCGCCCAUCUUCUUUUUCGAUUUUUUUUUGAUGGCCCUGUUUGUCAUUUUCCGGCCAACUUGCAGUCUCUUCAGGAGUUUCCACCGUUCGAAAGUCCGAAUGUGAUGUUGGACCUGCUGAAUCAGGUCUCUGGACGUACCAUGGCCAAGUUGAGCAUCUACCAGCCUCUGAGGUUUUUUUCUAAUAAAAUAUAUCAGAAGAACUUACUUUCUGAAGCGAUGCCCAACCUCAUUCAUCGAGGCGACAUGACUCUCCCAGAAGUGCCUCAGUCUCUCGUUCCUCGUCAUUUCACCUGGGAACUCCCAAGUUUGUCACUUUUUCUACUUCAAAAACACAUUUUUUGACAUUUAAAUCGUCAAACAAUAAAAAAAUCUUCCAGAAGUACUCGAGAAUCUCACGACAUCGUACGCUUACUUUCUACGUUAGAGCGAGAAAAAGAGAGAGACCGGAAAGAAGUCGAAAGUCAGUUCAUCAUUCUCAAGGUUCUUCGAGAAUCCCUUUAUCAAACACUGAAUAAAUCUCCUCAGAACCGAAUAAACGUGUUGGAAAUCGAAAAAGAAGGUCUAGUUCGAGAUAAUAAAGAAUUGCGGAGGAUCGUGGACUCGACAUCGGAACUGCUACAAAAGGAGCAGGAGGACAAGGAGAAGCUGCUCGACGACAAGGCCGAAUACCUCAAAAGCUUCGAUAAGAUGGUCUUUUUUUUCAAAUUAUGUCUGGAAAAAUCAAAAUUUGCAGACAUUACAACACUUGCGAUCUCAACAAGAGCUUCACGACCAGAAGGAACUUUCGGAGCAUCGUCGGAAGAUCUACGAAGAAGAGCAGAGCAAGAAAGAAGAGGUUCCCGUUAUUCAGUGUGAGCGUUCUGAAGGAACCAACCAUUUUCAGCAACUGCAAUCUCUACAGCUUCGGAGUGAAGAGCUGGAAAAGGAGUUGGAGCGGAAAAGCGCUUUGCUGGACGAGCAGACCAACAUCACCAGAAGGAUGGAGGAAAGGACUUCUCAACUGGUAUAGAAACUUUAUCGUAGUCUUGUCACUUUGAUUGAGUUGAUCUUGCCUUUGAAAGCAGAGAAAAGAGAGAAAAGCCUAUAAAGAAUUCGUUAAGCAAUCCGUCGUGCUGCUGGAGAACCUGACCAAGAAGUACGAGAAGCUGCUCGAGUUCAUGUCUCUCUUUGCCCCGAACUUCGAGGACGUGAGGACUGCUCACAAGGAGCUGGUGAGACUAUCGAACGAAGGAAAGAUAACGAAAAGUCUUCAGUUCGCCACCUAUCCGCAGAUGCAAGACGCGCUCCAACGAGAACGAGAGGAAAGGCAGCGGGAGAAGCUCGAAAUGCAGGAAAUGGCGGAGAGACACAUGCGGGAGUACAACCGCCUGGUGGACAAGUCCAUUGCCGAGUGUUGCAUUUGUCUCAGCACCAAGGUUUGCGGAUACCUUUACCCAUUUGUUCGAGAGUAACUUCGAAAAAGUCCAGGAAAAUAAUAGAAUAUUUGCGAGGUUUUACUAAACUUGAAUCAGCCACUGUAAUAUCAAUCGACAAACUCGAUAACCUUUCGAAAUUGAGCUUUUCCUAACGCUUUUGAUACGGCUUUGACUGUCCGAAUUCCGAAAAUCGGUGAUUUUUAAGUAUCACAUGCUUGGAUUCUGAAGAGACUUCCAAAAAAAGCAGCUGGGUUCCUCAUUUUUGACUUUCUGACUGUUAUGAUCUGGUUUAUUAUGAAGAAAUUGACGACUUUCAUGAAAAAAGGUGUUUGGAGAGUUGAAACGAUUCUUGUAUUCAAAAAUGACGUAUAAAUUCCUAAUCUUGUUCAUUCAAUCCACCAAGAGCCUUCUAUCUCACAAAAACCGAAAAUUGCAGCCUUCGGUGGUUUUCAUGCCAUGUCGACACCUGGUCUCGUGCCACGACUGCCACGCCGAAAUCAAAGAGUGUCCGACGUGCCGGGCGGUCAUCGAAGAUCACAUCAAUGUCUACUUGUAG
This is a messenger RNA of Caenorhabditis auriculariae, 5983 nucleotides long. The record is from the annotation of a GenBank genome assembly. Lineage: Eukaryota; Metazoa; Nematoda; Chromadorea; Rhabditida; Rhabditidae.